Solanum verrucosum is the source of this 465-nucleotide messenger RNA. RefSeq lists its product as uncharacterized. The transcript has 2 exons. Lineage: Eukaryota; Viridiplantae; Streptophyta; Magnoliopsida; Solanales; Solanaceae. The record is from RefSeq and is a predicted model, not a curated record. Bases 1 to 465 code for a protein of 154 amino acids.
AUGGAGAACGGAACUUCGACUAUUAAUCAUGUUUUUCAACAAUGGAUUCAACUUGACUCCAUUGUUUUGUCAUGGAUACAAGCCACAAUCUCUCAAGAGAUACUUCAGGCUAUUAUUCAUCCUAACAACAGUCUUACUGUUGGCAAGGCGUGGCUACAGAUUGAACGUCUUUUUCGUGAUCAUGCUAAUCUUGUUCUCCAAGUUGUUUUUAGCCUACCUUUCGAAUCUCUCUCUGUUAGCACUUCAAUCUCCACCAGAAUUCCACUUCCUUCUUUUCUUGAGACCAUAUCUCUUUUAUUUCUUCAUGAGACCCAAUUAAAUGGUAUUUCCUAUGCCGCGUUAGAUUCUUCUACUGCUUUACUAGCUAACCAUAAUUCAUCUUCUCAAGGACGUGGACGUGGAAGAAAUUCUAAUGGUGGUCGAUAUGGUAAUGGUGAUCGUGGUAGAGGCCAACAACAACAAUAA